Molecule: messenger RNA, 2808 nt
Organism: Penicillium vulpinum
Lineage: Eukaryota; Fungi; Ascomycota; Eurotiomycetes; Eurotiales; Aspergillaceae
Product: Disease resistance protein
Exons: 5
Coding region: 1-2808 (935 amino acids)
Biological process (GO): nucleoside metabolic process
Cellular component (GO): kinesin complex
Molecular function (GO): catalytic activity; protein binding
Source: RefSeq, a predicted model, not a curated record
AUGUCGCUGAAAUGUUUGAGCCGCGAUUCCUACCGGGUGGGAUGGAUAUGCCCCUUAGAGGUGGAACAGAUCGCGGCAAUGGAGAUGCUAGACGAGGAGCACCAACCUCUUCCGCAACCCAGCGGGGACACGAACGUUUACAACCUCGGCAGUAUCAACAACCAUCACGUGGUUAUCGCUGGUCUUCCUCGGGCAGGGAACUGCUCCGCAGCCACUGUCGUCACUUUGAACGCAAAGCGGGUGGACGAUGAUCCAAUUUGGGGGAACCUGGGGCGAAUCCAAACUAGCCGUCGAAGACUUCGCCGCUUCAAGUUCCCUGGCGCCGUGAAUGACCAUCUCUACCCAUCUAACUAUACACAUGGGCAGCAAGGGAUACCGUGUGAAGAUAGUGGAUGUGACCCGAAGCAGCGUAUCGAGCGACCGACAGACGAGGAAGACGACUCUUUUAUUGUUUCCCAACAUGCAGAGACCAUGAAUACAUGUUUCAAGUUUGUUAAAGCAUUACUUAGAAAUUCGAAUCCGAGAGAAACAACUUUCGAGCUUCCACUUAACCUGUCCGAGAUAUUUGAAGUAACCCGGUUCGUUGCACGAGAAGAUAAGCUCAAGAGAAUGGAAGAGAUCUUCGACACAACUAUUGGACGCCGUACUGCCGUGGUGCAUGGAUUAGGUGGCAUUGGCAAGACCCAGCUAGCUAUCGCAUAUAUUAAACGAAAUCGGUCUCAUUACUCGGCGACAAUAUGGCUGAAUGCAAAAGACGAAACAGCAUUAAAGCAAAGCUUUGCUCGCACAGCUGAGUGGAUUCUGAGCCACCACCCGUCUCUUAUAUACAUUACAGGUGCUUUGGAGAGCCGAGACUUGGACGAGACGGUGAAAGCGGUUAAACGAUGGUUGGACGACCCGAUGAACGAUCGCUGGUUGAUCGUCUAUGAUAACUAUGAUAAUCCCCUAUUGGGCAACCAUACAGGGAAAGGCAUGAGCUAUACUUCCUCUGUCGAGGCAGGUAUAUAUAACGAUAACGACAAAGAUCUUGCAAAGGCUUUUGAUCUUCAGAAAUUCGUGCCCGAGACCGACCAUGGUGCCAUCAUUGUGACCACGCGGUCCUCUAUGGUAAAGCUAGGCCAGACUAUUCACUUGCGCAAGCUAGAGGAUAUCAAUGAUAGCCUUGAGGUCCUGGCUUCCGUCUCUGGCCGUGAAGAUUUAAGACAAGAUCCUGCAGCUACUGAUCUUGCGAGGCAGCUUGAUGGACUUCCUCUGGCCCUCGCGACAGCUGGCGCAUACUUGGAUCAAGUUUCGAUCAGCUGCACCGAGUAUCUCCAGCUAUACCGAGAAUCAUGGCAGCAAUUACACGAACAGACGCCGCAACUGGCGGCAUACGAUCAAACGUUGUACUCAACAUGGAAUCUCUCAUAUCGAUAUAUUCAGCAGCAGAGCCCAAUUGCAGCUAUGCUUCUCCGACAAUGGGCAUAUUUUGCUAGUGAAGACUUGUGGUAUGAGCUGCUGGAGAAUGGUGGCUCGGAAAAGCCGGAAUGGCUAGACGCACUGACAAAGAAUAAGAUCAUAUUUCACGCAAGCUUACGAAUUUUGUGCAGUCACGGGCUCGUUGAAGCUGAUCCGACUACCACAUUACAGAGAGUGGAGUCACGAGGCUAUAGCGUACACAGCUGCGUUCAUUUCUGGAUGAUUCAUGUGCUGAACCAGGGGCUUGAAAAUAGUAUGGCCUGGAUAGCAGUCGAAUGUGUAGCGGCGCGUGUGCCUGGGAAAGACGAACAGGAAUUCUGGCUUUUACAACGGCGGCUUAUUGCACAUGCAGACAGAUGUUUGGAGACAAUUAGAAAUAGAGAAAUUAAUGGUGAGGCUGCGGGGGCUCUGCAUUCUUUGGGUUUUCUCUACGCAGAUCAAGGCCGGCUCCAAGAGGCAGAGGCGAUGUACAAACAAGCGCUAGAAGGCACGGAGAAGGCGUGGGGACGAGAACAUAUAUCGACGCUUGAUACCGAGGCAGAGGCGAUGUACGAACGAGCGCUAGAAGGCUACGAGAAGGUGUUAGGACGAGAAUAUACGUCGACGCUUAAUACCGUCAACAACCUCGGUCUUCUCUACGUAGAUCAAGGCCGGCUCCAGGAGGCAGAGGCAAUAUACGAACGAGCGCUAGAAGGCUACGAGAAGGCGUGGGGACGAGAAUAUAUAUCGACGCUUAAUACCGUCAACAAUCUCGGUAACCUCUACGUAGAUCAAGGCCGACUCCAGGAGGCAGGGGCGAUGUACGAACGAGCGCUGGAAGGCAAGGAGAAGGCGUGGGGACGCGAACAUAUGUCGACGCUUGAUACCGUCAACAACCUCGGUCUUCUCUACGUAGAUCAAGGCCGACUCCAGGAGGCAGGGGCGAUGUACGAACGAGCGCUGGAAGGCAAGGAGAAGGCGUGGGGACGCGAACAUAUAUCGACGCUCAAUACCGUCAAUAACCUCGGUAUUCUCUACGCAGGUCAAGGUCGGCUCCAGGAGGCAGAGGCGAUGUACAAACGAGCGCUUAAAGGCUACGAGGCCGCUUUUGGGGCGACCUCAAAUUUCACUUAUAUCCCUGCCUUGUGCACUCUGGAAAACUUUGGCUUUCUAUGCGAGAGGAACGGGCAGGUUGAUACUGCUCUGCUGUAUUAUCAGCGGGCACUGGUGGGCACUGAGGCUGUUUGGGGCCAGUAUAGCGAACGGUAUCUUUGGCUUUCCAACAAAUUGAAUUCUUUCGAGCGGGACACACAUGAACUUUCUGAAAGAGAAGAGCCUGUUCAAAUGAAAACAAACCGGAGGCUAAAAUAG